AUGUCCGUUAUAAGUGGAGGCUCCGAUGAUCGAAACCCAUUUGGUAUUAGUCCAGUAUCGGUUUCAUCAUUUCCGACAAAUCAAGAUUAUGUACCAUCCGCAAUUAAUGGGGGACCUCCGUCGACUAUAGCUUCUUCAGCAAUAGCGAAUACUAUACUACCACCUGAACAAGCAAACAUUAAUUUUAAACCAACCACCACAGCCAUAUCAAAAAUAUCAAAAUUAAAAUUACACGUUUUAUUAGAUUCUACAAUAUAUACGGCAGGUGGUUUAUUAACUGGAAGAAUAGUAUUAACAAGUUCUUCUGCAAGAUCAUUAAAACUCGGAGAAAUUUCGGUAGAACUAACAGCUUAUGAAGAAUUAUCUGUAAAAGAGUAUACUGCUUCACAAUCUUUUUUAUCUUCAAGAUUAGUUUUUCAAAAUGAAAAUUUACCACCUUCAAAUGCGGUGCAUGGUCCAAAAGAAAAUGGUUAUUGGACAGCGAGAAAAGGAAAGACCACUUUUCCAUUUGCUUUUAAAAUUCCUGUUGAUGCGCCAAGUUCUGUUGAAUAUGGAAACCUGGCAUGUCUAAAAUAUAUUGUAACUGGAGUUGUUCAAUUUAAGAACAAUAAUAAAGAAGAUACACUAUUAAGAUCAAAAGAAGCCCUUGUCGUUGAGGCGUGGGAUGGACAUAAUCCAAUCUACAAAAAACCUGUAGAUGGUGUUAAUAUGAAACAAUUAUGGAUGGGCGGGACGGGUGCUGUUACACUGGAAGGAACAUUGGCAGAGACAUUAUUUCAAAGUGGUGGAAAUGUUAGUGUACAAGUUAGGGUGAAAAAUGAAACCAAAAGAAGGGUUCAAGGAUUAAAGAUUGCUAUCACGCAUAAACUUUUAAUUCUUGCUAAUAAAAACAAAAAAGAAAUUGAUGAGGUUAAAAUUGUUGGAGAUACGAUAGCUGAGGCAUGGUUUAAAAAUAAGGAUUACUUAUUUGAUUGUGGAGAGGAUCGUUCGACGACCAUUCAUAUUAAUGUUCCUAAAAAUGCAAAGACCAUAAGAAAUACGGCUUUAUUCGAAGUUGAUCUUACAGUUCACCUUCCUGUUUAUAUUGCACAUUCUGCAUCUUUACAACCGGCUCCUAUAGCUGAUGCAGAUUUAAAUGUAUUUCCAAAUCAUUAUAAUAUGAUGGACGAAAAUGUAGAUUUUUUUGUUGAAGAUAUCAGAAAAGAAGACGGUGAAGUUUUAGGUUUUGUGUCAACGCCAGUAAAUAUUCCAUCAAAGAAUGGUGAUAGAGUGCUUCCUUGGUCAAAUGCAGAGGAGGAUGGUCGUGGACGUUAUUCACCUACGAAAAGUUCGGCUGGAUCAUAUAUAUUUGGUUCGGCAAGUCCAAAGAAAAUUGGAUCUUUUGCAACUUCUUUGCUUGGAAGACCAAAACAAAUGGCACCACCAAAUCCAUCAAAACUUGUUGCAAAAUCACCACCGUUAGCUCCUGCAUCACCUUACGCGUAUAUUCCAGCUAUCGAACGUGUAAGAUACCUUUCUUUUACAACGCAAGAACAAGGAGCCAUACAAAAACGCCCUUUUGGCGCAGCUUCGGGGUUUGGAGGUUAUGGAAAACGCAGUGAAACACAGGAAUUGUCACCACCUACUUCAGAAUAUGAGUUUAUUAAUACGCCACCCGAGCCAGAACAGAAUGUUCAAAAGUGGCUUGAUAAUAAUGAUAAUCAAUCUGAAAGAUCAAGUCCAGCUUUUUCGGAUGGAGAACCUGUUGCUACACCUGGUGGAAAAUCUCCUUGGGCACAUAUUAAUCAAAGCCAAGAAAUUGCAGGCACUUCACCUCGUUCACAUUCUCCAUUGUUUAGGAAAAAUAUUCCGAAUGGUCAAGGAACCACUCCAAUUGAUAUUCCAAUACAAAAUUCUGAUUUUUCAUCAGAUUCAUUUAAACGAAAUGAUAGUUUAGUAUCCUCACCUUCAGGUCCUUCAGGAUUAACUCUAUUAAUGAGAAAAAAGUCGCCAAUACCUACAAUUCAUGACGAUACGUUUGAAGUAUCAUCAUCUAUAACAAACGGCGCAUAUGAUCAUAUUCCUAAAGGUCGUCCUCUACCGACACCAAAACCUAAAGAAAUUGAGGUUAUUGAUGAGAAAAGUUCGGAGUUACUUCAAGUUCCCGGAUUUGAACAAGAAAGACCUAAAACACCGCCUGUGAACAAUUUUAAUACAAGUGCCGCAGCCACUGGGGGAGGAAAUUUGUCAUCAUUAUUUAAAUGGGGAUCAUCUUUGAUUGGAUAUGGUGCAUCUAACGAUCAAAGUCAACUACAAAGUAUUGAACAGAACGCAUCCAACGAAAUUCCAAAGAAUAGACCUCGUAAACAGCUUCCACCUCCUCCGACAACACCAGCGGCAGAAGCGAACAAUAAUAUGACGGACAAUUCAUCAAUUAACCCUAACCCAGAUGAAAAUCCAGUUCCUAAAACGAGAAUGCGUCGCAGUCUACCUGCUGUUCCAACUUCCGUUCCCCAGAAAACAAUAACAACCAGUAGCCCGAUUAUAGAGGAAGAGGAAAACCCAUCUAAUAAUAUUUCACAUUCACCGCCUCAAAAUACUUUUACCAGCUCAGUAAAUAACGAUCCACCUACACCAUCCAAACCUAUCUCGACUGAAAAAUCGGAUACACCUUCAGCUAUUCCACAGAAAUCUUCAUAUUUUCCUGCAAUACCAAUAACCAAGGCAUCAAUUUUUGCUGCUUUAGGACAAAAACCUUUCGGAAUGUCUUCACCGCCUUCUUCAGUUCCAGCUCCAGCUCCUGCUCCAGUAGUAUUUCCUAAGAAAACUUUACCUGUUUCUCCAAGUACUAGCCCACCAAAACAAAAAGGAUUUAAUGUUCAACGUAAACCAUUGGAACUUAAUACUCUUGCGAAAGAUGAUCCUAAAAUUGCUGAAAUGAUUAAAAAUGAGUUAAAAGCAUCGGAGAAUCAUAAUGAUAAUCAAAAUGUUUCCUCUAAUCAAGUGACUUACAAACUUGCUAUCCCGCCAGCUGUGCCGACGAAAAAAUCUGCCCCAACAUCAGCUCAAGUUACAACACCUGUUCCUAUUUCCACCAAAUCUGAUGAAAACGUAAAUACAAGCAUGUCGUCCAGUCCCCCAAUUGAUCCCAUGAAAGUAUUAGCAUCUCCGACAACUUAUCUAAACAAUACAAUUGCUAAGCCAAUUGUAGCACUAACAGCUAAGAUAACGGAACCACCAAAACCUAUACUAUCGCCUAGAUUACAAGAAUAUAUUAAGAAAUAUAAUUAUGCCACAGGCUCAUGA
Molecule: messenger RNA, 3285 nt
Organism: Funneliformis caledonium
Lineage: Eukaryota; Fungi; Glomeromycota; Glomeromycetes; Glomerales; Glomeraceae
Source: the annotation of a GenBank genome assembly